Molecule: messenger RNA, 4042 nt
Organism: Xiphophorus couchianus (Monterrey platyfish)
Lineage: Eukaryota; Metazoa; Chordata; Actinopteri; Cyprinodontiformes; Poeciliidae
Product: ninjurin-1
Exons: 3
Coding region: 95-514 (139 amino acids)
Biological process (GO): tissue regeneration; cell adhesion
Cellular component (GO): membrane
Source: RefSeq, a predicted model, not a curated record
UGCCCUGCCAAGGAUAUGAUUGCAGGUACGGUCCUCCCCUCUCUUUUAACGGGAUAGUUUACAGUUCAGUUUGCAGCAGCUUGCUUGCUGGAACAUGAUGAACGACAACAGCAGCAGGGGAAGUGGAGCCGAGGCCACCCAUCCUGAUGCUCAGUCCGGUAGACCACCCCUCCUGAACAUGAACCACUAUGCCAAUAAGAAGAGCGCAGCUGAGAGCAUGCUGGAUAUGGCUCUGCUGAUGGCCAAUGCCUCCCAGCUGAAAGCUGUGAUGGAGCAGGGAGCAAAAAUUUCCUUUUACAUCCCCGUCGUCGUCCUAAUUGCCAUCUCUCUUUGUCUGCAAGUCACGGUUGGGAUCCUGUUAAUCUUCACAGUACGAUGGAACCUCGACGAUGAGCAAAAACACUGGAGGCUCAACUUAAUGGAGAACCUGGCCACGGGCCUGGUUUUUAUCAUCGUGGUUGUAAUCAUCUUUAUCACUGGCCUGGGAGUCCAUCAACCAAACCACAGCAGCUGACCAAGAACACAUAAGUAUGUUUGUUUGAUCACAUUAUCAUCACCUAAAGCCUCUAUGGUCAUUACACCCAAAUUGUCAGCAUAUUUUUGGUCUUCUGCUCCUCUGAACUAACUUCCACCAGUCUACCUGACCUAAAUACACACCGAUCCCUCCAGACUGCUGUGGAAGUUUCCACCAACAAACUAAAACAAAAUUCAGCCACUGGUCGUUUACCAGAAAAUCAUUGUCCUGCCCUGUUGCAAGCACAGCGAGAGAACAGCGAACCAAACAGAAACAACCAUGGUGGCAAAGGUGGGCUGGUGCAUCAACAACAUAUUUGUUGCUAGCGGACAAACAGAAAAGUGGACAUAACAACAGUUAGGCACAUGCGACUGUUUUCUGUCUGUCUCCCCAGCUGUCCUGCAGUGACCCACGCAGAGCCGAUGAACCCUCUCAAACCCAAAAACUGAACAGAUUUCAAUUUUAAUUGAGUUUAUGGCUCAGACCCAGAAGUAUGAUCAAUAAAGCAAAUACAUCUAUGCAGGGUGUGCCUGAUAUGCAUUAAAAUUCAGACUCCCCUUCACCAAUAUGUUGUUGUCCCAUAGUCAUUUGGCCAAAAAUAUUCAGUCGAAACAAAUGUUUGGCUUUACCCAGAAUCCAUCUGCUAUGAUCAAAGAUGGACUGUGUGUGCAGUUCUCUGGGCUGGCAGCAGCUGGUGAGUCACAGUCAACACGAAUCAGACCCCAGCAGAACUGCUUGUUAAAGUGGAGCUUCUAAUUAGGUUGUUUCAUCUGUGUCACCAACACCACAAUAAGUGACCAAGUCAGACUCCAUUUUAUGCCCUGUAGUGACUGAAACAAAGAAGAAUACAUUUUGCAUAUUUUCUACAUCAUUAUCUAAAUAAUAGUUAUGCACAGUUUUUCUUGUACAUAGCUCAUUAAUCAAAUGACUUUCGUGUUAUUUAAUUUCCCUUUGGGAUCGAUAAAGUAUUUUUGGAUUGGAGUCUUUCAGCUGUUGAGUGAAAUAAUUAUGUGUUGUUGAUUUUCUUUAAUGAGCACAAGGUGGACACUUUAUAAACAGAUACAGACAUUGUUGAAUAUUUGAUUACAUGUCACACUGUAAGACAUUAUUUGGCCCAAAAAGUAUACUUCUUCUGUAGGUCUGGUAGAUUAUUUGACCACAAGUCUUAUCAGACCAAAUAAUGCCUGCUUAAAUUGACUGGUUUCCUAUUUGGGGUCUUAAUAUUUCCAAAAACAAUUUUAAUUUAUUUAUGGUGUUAUUUUUCUCUUCAAACACUAAACUACGUCCAAGUGUCAGCAUCUGUCUGUUGAUUUGAGGUGAAGCUGAAAAAUUUAGAGGCAGUGAUCUGUCUUUACUAUUCCUUUUUUAUGCAAUCAAUCAAUCAAUCAAUCAAUCAAUCAAUCAAUCAAUCAAUCAAUCAAUCAAUGAAAUUUUAUUUGUUUAGCACCUUUCAGCAACAAGGCAUUUCAAAGUGCUUUACAUCAUAAAACCACAAAAAUACAAAGUCAUAGAACACACAGCCAAUAACACUGCUUGCAGAGAAAUAGACCCUCAUGACGAUUCUGCCACCAUCGUGCUUGACAGUGGCAUAUUGGUCAGAAAACGUUUAACAAUCAGUUUAAUAGAUUAACAGUCAGGAUGAUGUUAACCAGUGAAAAGUUUUAACUUUUGUGAACCAGAAAAACCAAUGUUAUUGUUUAAAAUGAAUAUACUCAACAGUUCCUAAUAAUUUAAUAUGAUUCCCUGCGAUGUUUCUGUUUCUUUCUCCCUUUGCAGAAAAGAGAGAAAAAAUAUCUUAAGAUUAUAGGUGUGUGGGUCCUUCCUUCCACACCCCUGGAGUGGCAAUAUUUCUGCAGAAUUUAUUUGCAAAUGUUUAAAUCCAGCUUUACAUGCUUGUGUCAUGCACUCAAAACUCUCUUGUGUGUGCAAGGGAAUGUAUUUAAUGCUACCUUACAUUAACUUAACUUAACUCCUCCACUUUGUCAUUAUUAAUUUAUGAGCGCUGUUUGCUGCUUUUUACUGUCAUCGAUAUGGAAGACUUGAACAUUGUCUCACAAAAGGUUGUGAAUGACAAAGGAGCGCCCUCUAGUGGAAAUAUGUGUAACCGUAGCCUCCUAAAGUACCACACUUGUGUUAGGCUCAGUACAGAGACAGUUAUGUAAUUGCUAAUAAAUAAGUAAAUAAAAAUCAAUGGUACUGCUUCUUUUUACUUUAUUUCCUAAUUUUAAACAUGUUCCAACAUCAUUAGAAGGCACUACUAUUAACAGGUAAGAUAUUGUGCAUUCAAGAAAACGUGUCGUUUUAACGAACCCUAAUCCUGCAUUAAAGGAAACGUGUUGUAGGAAAUGUUAACAGAAAUGUGCUACAAAAACUAGUGCAACUCAAGCCAAGCAUGUUCAAACUGACAAUCAACCAAACAAUCUGGUAGUCUGAGCCUAAAUGAAAUAAAUUACAGAAUGGGUGUCAAACUACUGCCCAAUGAGGUUGAUGGGUGUCUUCAACUUUUAAGAUUGGAAAGUAACAUCUGAAAGGAAAACUCUUGAAGUUGCAGAGCCCUUCGCGAGCACUGUUGUUUGGCACUAUUGAGUGAGAAGAACUAAAAACUGCUUUGAAGAUGUGCAGCUGCAUGUUGUUAUGCUAUUAUGUGGUUAUGCUAUGUUUAACCUAAAAAUGGCAAUUUAACAGAUGUGCACAAAUAAGAAAUCCAAAAGUCUUUUACAAGACCUAGAGAUGCAGCAAUCGUUCAUUUCCUGGCCAAUAUCUUUCUGAUUUUCUUUGAGGUCUGAUAUGCUGAAUCUGAUCUGAUCCUGGGACAAUAACAAAGAAACUAUAGAUGUGCUGCAGGUUAGUAGUAGUUUUGAAUGACAUGUCCUCAACCUCUAAUUUUUAUUUUAAAAAAAUAAAAAAAAUUAUUAAGGUACAUGCUGUUGGUUGUUGCGAUCCAGGAAAUGGUGAAAGUUCUUAGAUUUGAUGAUUUUAAUAAAUAGGCUUUUUUUCCUCAGCUACUUAACCCGCUGAUCUCUGAUCAAGUCAAAGGUAAUAUUGGCUUAUUGUUGCGUCUCAAGUAAAUUACAAAGUUUCUCCCUGAAACAGUUUUCUAUACUAAGACAAUAGGAGCACCAUAACACUGGACAUAGGCAAUGAGCAGAACAAAGAUGCAUAUGAUAAGACCAAGAGUCAAACAGAGAUAGAAAAAAACAUCCAUUGAUCAAAGGUUGACCUUUUGUUUUCUGUUGAAAACCAAAGCAAUGCAUUUCAGAGAAUAGCAGCCAUAUAUCAGCUACAGUCAAUAUUAUCAGUGUUAAUCAAUGUGCUGUCAAUAUCAAGAACUGCACAGCCACCUCACUAAUGAAUGUAACAUCCAUUUUGGUGAUAGCUGGGCUUUUGGGGGAAAUUCAGUGUCUUUUUUUAAUACGAAUACAUGCAGAAACGACGCAAAAGUUCUCUACAGAGGGAGAUGUAAAACUGAUUUGGCACAGUAGAGUAAAGUAGCACAGCUUGUUCUUUUGAAAUAUUUCAGUCUUGUUA